Messenger RNA from Pelobates cultripes (western spadefoot toad), 28697 nucleotides. The record is from the annotation of a GenBank genome assembly. Lineage: Eukaryota; Metazoa; Chordata; Amphibia; Anura; Pelobatidae.
CUCCUUUUCUGAAACCAGCACUGUGCCUACUAUUAGCUCCUUAUCAGAAACCAGCACUAUGCCAACUACCAGCUCCUUAUCUGAAACCAGCACUGUGCCAACUUCCAGCUCCUUUUCUGAAACCAGCACUGUGCCAACUACUAGUUCCUUAUCAGAAACCAGCACUAUGCCAACUACCAGCUCACUGUUAGAAACCAGCACUUUGCUAAUUACAAGCUCCAUCUCAGAAACCAGCACUGUGCCAACUACAGUCUCACCAUCUAAAACCAGCACUGUACCAUCUACCAGCUCUGUUUCAGAAACCAGCACUAUGCCAACUACCAGCUCACUGUCAGAAACCAGCACUGUGCCAACUACCAGCUCCGUAUCAGAAACCAGCACUAUGCCAACUACUAACUCACUGUCAGAAACCAGCACUGUGCAAACUACCAGCUCCCUAUCUAAAACCAGCACUGUUCCAACUACCAGCACCUUAUCUGAAACCAGCACUAUGCAAAAUACCAGCUCCCUAUCUAAAACCAGCACUGUGCCAACUACCAGCUCCUUAUCUGAAACCAGCACUGUGCCAACUUCCAGCUCCUUUUCUGAAACCAGCACGGUGCCAACUACUAGCUCCUUAUCUGAAACCAGCACUAUGCCAACUACUGGCUCCUUAUCUGAAACCAUCACUUUGCCAACUACAAUCUCACCGUCGGAAUCCAGCACUGUGCCAUCUACCAGCUCCGCAUCAGAAACCAGCACUGUGCCAACUACCAGCUCCUUAUCUGAAACCAGCAUUGUGCCAAAUACCAGCUCUGUAUCAGAAACCAGCACUAUGUCAACUACCAGCUCACUGUCAGAAACCAGCACUGUGCCAACUACCAGCUCCUUAUCUGAAACCAGCGCUGUGCCAACUACCAGCUCCUUAUCUGAAACCAGCACUAUGCCAACUACCAGCUCCUUAUCUGAUACGAGCCCUGUGCCAACUACCAGCUUCUUACCUGAAACCAGCACUAUGCAAACUACCAGCUUCUUAUCUGAAACCAGCACUAUGUCAACUACCAGCACCGGCUCAGAAACCAGCACUAUGCCAACUACCAGCUCACUGUCAGAAACCAGCACUGUGCCAACUACCAGCUCCUUAUCUGAAACCAGCACUAUGCCAACUACCAGCUCCUUAUCUGAUACCAGCACUGUGCCAACUACCAGCACCUUACCUGAAACCAGCACUAUGCCAUCUACCAGUUCCUUAUCUGAAACCAGCACUGUGCCAACUACCAGCUCCUUAUCUGAAACCAGCACUGUGCCAACUACCAGCUCCUUAUCUGAAACCAGCACUAUGCCAACUACCAGCUCCUUAUCUGAAACCAGCACUAUGCUAACUACCAGCUCCAUAUCAGAAACCAGCACUGUGCCAACUACAAUCUCACCAUCUGAAACCAGCACUGUGCCAUCUGCCAGCUCCGUCGUCAGAAACCAGCACUAUGCCAACUACCAGCUCACUGUCAGAAACCAGCACUGUGCCAACUACCAGCUCCUUAUCAGAUACCAGCACUGUGCCAACUACCAGCACCUUACCUGAAACCAGCACUAUGCAAACUACCAGCUCCUUAUCUGAAACAAGCACUGUGCCUAAUACCAGCUCACUGUCCCAAACCAGCACUAUGCCAACUACCAGCUCCUUAUCUGAUACCAGCACUGUGCCAACUACCAGCUCCUUAUCUGAAACCAGCACUAUGCCAACUACCAGCUCCUUAUCUGAACCCAGCACUAGGCCAACUACCAGCUCCUUAUCUGAAACCAGCACUGUGCCAACUUCCAGCUCCUUUUCUGAAACCAGCACUAUGCCAAACACCAGCUCCUUAUCUGAAACCAGCACUAUGCUAACUACCAGCUCCUUAUCUGAAACCGUCUCUUUGCCAACUACAAGCUCCAUAUCAGAAACCAGCACUGUGCCAACUACCAGCUCCUUAUCUGAAACCAGCACUGUGCCAACUACCAGCUCCUUAUCAGAUACCAGCACUGUGCCAACUACCAGCACCUUACCUGAAACCAGCACUAUGCAAACUACCAGCUCCUUAUCUGAAACAAGCACUGUGCCUAAUACCAGCUCACUGUCCCAAACCAGCACUGUGCCAACUACCAGCUCCUCAUCUAAAGCCAUCACUGUGCCAACUACCACCUCCUUAUCUAAAACCAGCACUGUGCCAACUAACAGCUCCUUAUCUGAAACCAGCACUGUGCCAUCUACCAGCUCCUUAUCUGAACCCAGCACUGUGCCAUCUACCAGCUCCUUAUCUGAAACCAGCACUGUGCCAACUACCAGCUCCUCAUCUAAAACCAGCACUGUGCCAACUACAAACUCCUUAUCUGAAACCAGCACUGUGCCAACUUCCAGCUCCUCAUCUAAACCCAGCACUGUGCCAACUACUAGCUCCUUAUAUGAAACCAGCACUAUGCCAACUACCAGCUCCUUAUCUGAACCCAGCACUAGGCCAACUACCAGCUCCUUAUCUGAAACCAGCACUGUGCCAACUUCCAGCUCCUUUUCUGAAACCAGCACUAUGCCAAACACCAGCUCCUUAUCUGAAACCAGCACUAUGCUAACUACCAGCUCCUUAUCUGUAACCAUCUCUUUGCCAACUACAAGCUCCAUAUCAGAAACCAGCACUGUGCCAACUACAAUCUCACCAUCUGAAACCAGCACUGUGCCAUCUACCAGCUCCAUGUCAGAAACCAGCACUAUGCCAACUACCAGCUCACUGUCAGAAACCAGCACUGUGCCAACUACCAGCUCCUUAUCUGAAACCAGCAUUGUGGCAACUACCAGCUCCAUAUCAGAAACCAGAACUAUGCCAACUAACAGCUCACUGUCAGAAACCAGCACUGUGCCAACUACCAGCUCCUUAUCUGAAACCAGCACUGUGCCAACUACCAGCUCCUUUUCAGAUACCAGCACUGUGCCAACUACCAGCACCUUACCUGAAACCAGCACUAUGCAAACUACCAGCUCCUUAUCUGAAACAAGCACUGUGCAUAAUACCAGCUCACUGUCCCAAACCAGCACUGUGCCAACUACCAGCUCCUCAUCUAAAGCCAUCACUGUGCCAACUACCAGCUCCUCAUCUAAAACCAUCACUGUGCCAACUACCAGCUCCUUAUCUAAAACCAGCACUGUGCCAACUACCAGCUCCUUAUCUGAAACCAGCACUGUGCCAUCUACCAGCUCCUUAUCUGAAUCCAGCAUUGUGCCAUCUACCAGCUCCUUAUCUGAACCCAGCACUAGGCCAACUACCAACUCCUUAUCUGAAGUCAGCACUGUGCCAACUACCAGCUCCUCAUCUAAAACCAGCACUGUGCCAACUACCAACUCCUUAUCUGAAACCAGCACUGUGCCAACUACUAGCUCCUUAUCAGAGUCCAACACUGUGCCAUCUACCAGCUCCUCAUCUGAAACCAGCACCAUGCCAACCAUGACCUCUUUAUCUGAACCCAACUCUAUGCCAAUUGUGAGUAUGAUAUUAAUAGUACAUAUGGUCCUGUUUUUGCUUUUAGCCAUCAUUUCUUCUCUUACUUUUUCACCAUUUUCUCAUCCUAAGCAUUCACCAACAUCUUCAGCUGAAAUAAGUACAACAUUAUCCUCUACUUUAUCAGCCAGCACGUCUUCCCCCAGAACGCGCCCUUUACAACUGAAAAUACUGAACUUAAAUUACACAGAGGGCCUUCAAAAUCCUUCUUCAGUAGAAUACAGAGUGCUGGUAUCUAGGAUUGAAACACUGGUGAGUAACAGACUUGGAUACAGUAUCAGUUGGUUUGAAUUUCAGUUAGAUAUACAGGGCCGAAAUUAUAAUCCAAAAUGGUAUCAAUCGAUAAUGUCUGACUUUCAAUCAGUAUUGUAGAACCGUCAUCGAAGUGAUCACAAUCUGUAUUUUACAAACCUCUGUUGUAGCACUGUCAAAGUCCCUAAGACCGUACCGGACUCGUUAUUUAGCUUCUAAUAUGAUAAUGCCACACUCCAAGACCUCAAUUGAAUGAGGAUUUAUUUAUUUUUUAAUAAUGUUAUUGUUUGAAGAACUAUUUGCAAAAUAUGAAUUAUUAUUUUUUUAUUACAAUUGAUUCAAUCUAUACAAUCUAUAAAAUCUCUGUUUUUUUAAAUAUAUGUUUUCCUUUUUAUUUACCAGAUUCAAGAUUUCGUUAAUAUACAUUAUCUGGUGGAACGAGUUACAGUCAUUGAAUUGAGGUAUGUGUUGUUCUGGUGCUAUAUAUCUGGGGUUUAAUUAAUAGUAUAAUAACAUUAAAUAAUGACCAUACAACGAGGCAAUGUCUGGGGUUUUCAAUAAGCCAUCUUGAUUAAUGUACAGCAACCUUCAAAGGAGCACCAUAUUGUGUAUUUUAACUUGUCUUCUAAUAAUUCAUUUGUUUGUAUUUUAUUCUGUAUUAGUCCUGUAACUCCUUAACUGUUUAAAAUGUAUUACAAUAAAAGAGCUACUUAACUUUCUUUAAGUGCAGUCAGCAAUCCCUCUGCCCCUUUUAGUCAUAUUAUCAUUUGAUUCAGAAACAUUGUGGCCCUUAUGCAUAUGUACGUCUCUUUUCGCCAUUCGCCAAUGAAAUUAUUCUUCUAGAGAAUCAUUGAACGCUGAGAAGCUGAAAGUGAAACUGUACAUGCAUGCAGUAUUUGGUGAGCUAAUUGACCGCUCACCACUCAAAUAUUGCUUUACUUCUAUGUUGUUCAUGCCGAAAUUAGGGUAUUUUCGGGGUGUGAGCUGGGAAGUAUGGUUCUCAGCUUUUUGACACAGAGGGCUUGUUGGGUAACUGGAACUCACCCUAUGUUGUACUGAUACAACAGAACCACAAAACUCAUGUUUAGGGCACUGCAACAACCUCACAGAUAUGAAGUUGGUAUAGUAGCUACAGUGUUCCUUUAAUAGAUCUGUAUCGAGAGAAGGAAUCUUGUGAUGUUUCAGGACCAGGUCCAAAAAUUUCUAAUAACCCAAUUUUUGUGUAGCCAGUAUUUAGGGAUAUCAGUAAAACCAGCACUGUGCCAACUACCAACACACGAUCUGAAACCAGCACUGUGCCAACUACCAGCUCCUUAUCUAGAGUUAAAAUAUCAAGUCUAGAAGGGGCGUGGCCUGGAAGCCAGAGGACAUGGUCGCAUGAGCGCUGAGCUCCGACCGGGAAAUAUAGGGGGAAAACGGCACAAUAAACCUCCAAUGGCAUCUAAGAAGCAGUGCAAUGCAACGGGGAAUGCCCCCACAGCACAUACACCGGCAGCUAAAACCUCCUUGAGACGAUAUUUCGGCGAACAAACGGACACGCAAAGAUGGGACAAAAUGGCGUCCGCGGCACAAACACGAAGCAGCCAGCCAUCAAGUCCGACGGCAUCUGAUGGCUCCACAGAGGAACAUGAUAUCCGGACAAUGCUGACACAAUUGCCCUCAAAAACUGACCUGGCAGCAAUGUUUCAGAAACUGGAGGACAGCUUCAGUGAGAAACUCAAGGCAGUGAAUGCAGACGUGCAGCAGCUCGGAGCCAGAGUGCAGGCCCUAGAGGAAGAGGCAGAGAAUACUUAUAAACAAUGGGCUGAUUCUUACAUAACUCAGGAGACACAUGCAGAUGCAAUAAGGUACCUACAAAGGAGACCGGAGGAUGUAGAUAACAGGGGGCGCCGAAAUAACUUACGGGUGAGGGGCAUCCCGGAAAGUGCGGAGGUUGUCACAGAAAACCCCAUACAGGUCCUAACCACCCUUUUCAACCGCCAGACCCAAUGAUAUAGCCAUCACAUUCGACAGAGCCCACAGGGCCACCAGGCCCAGAAACCUACCUCCCGAUAGGCCACGAGACCUUAUCUGCCGUAUACACAACUUCCCCUUGAAGGAGUAAAUUUUCCGCAAAGCCCGCCAAAACAAAGAUUUAACAGUAGAUGGCUAUUUGGUGACUGUAUUUCAGGACCUGUCACUAUCCACAUUGCAAGCAAGGCGAGCCUUAUGGCCCAUUACACAGGCCCUGCUUGAGAGACAAAUUAAGUUCAGAUGGAACUUCCCGUUUGCACUGACAGUCAACCUCCAGAACAAGACCCACACUAUCUCCUCACCAGAGGAUGUAUCCGAAUUCCAGAGGGCACUGAAGCACCCACCAUCCGAAGUGGAGGACUGGAUGGGACUGGCGGGCAACCCGACAAGGCAGACCCCACAAAAGCCUAAAUGGCAAAGAUCCCCGAGGAAAAGGCGUAGGCAAAACCAUCCGGGAACAGACAUGAGGGCUUCAACCAGGGAAGAACCAGCCUGAGAACUGUUACGGUCGUAUAACUGCACACUUAUGUCUCCUUUGUUCUAUUUUUUCUAUAUUUCGAUAUUAUGCCGUACACAUCCACCUCAGAAUGCCAUGCUAACGGACUUAAGUACUCUGCACACCAUGUUGCCAAUAUUGAACUGUUAUGCUAUAUUAUGUUCUAUAUAGAAACUUAAAGUGUUGCCGUUACCCGGCUCUAUGGCCAUACAAUAUGAGAAUAAUAACGAUAUUCAAAUCUGAUGGCUUUAAGCGGCCUAGCUCACAAGCCCCUCCGAUUAGGUGGGUAAGAGGAAGUUAUACGAUACCCAUGACUGCCCCGAUGGGACCCCUGUGACCCCCCCGGUCGGGCGUCCCGGCCACCAUCCCCAGAGAGGCGCCUCGAACCUACUUGUGGACACGAAGAGUUACCCACAAGUGCAGCGCCAAUCUCGCCACCCGAGAUUGGCCCGUCUCAUACCAAAAUCGUGUAAAUAGUUUAUGGUUUUCCCCAGUUCUCCUCCUCUGCACUGGCCCUGCCACUACCACCUUACUAAGCACAGUAUCCACUGGUAAAGUCCUUGACUUAUCAGAUAAGCUUCUGCCGCCGGAACCACUAUCAUGACCCAAACUAAACUAAUGUCCCUGAAUGUGCGGGGACUAAACUCCCCUAUGAAACGCACAAUGUUAGCACAAGAAAUAGACAGACAGGGAGCCGAAAUAAUUUUCUUAUAGGAGACACACUUUAGGGGAGAGUUUAAACCAAGAAUUCGCUCCAAACGAAACAAUAUAGCAUACUAUAGUAAAAAUACGCAAAAGAAAACCAGAGGUGUAGCGAUACUGCUAGCCUCCAAUACUGCUUUCACAGAAAAGGGGGGGUAAAAUUGAUCCUAAGGGCAGAUUUGUGUUUGUUAAAGGGGUAUAUAAUGGUACUCUUAUAACGUUAGCGAGUAUAUAAGCUCCCAAUGCAGACCAAGCCCCCUAUAUACGGUCAUGUUUGACCAAACUGGACGCAUUUGCGGAGGGUGUGGUAUUAGUGGGCGGAGAUUGGAAUAUGGUCCUAGACCAUUCAAUUGAUAGCUCCUCUAAAUCCGCUGAGCCUAAACAAUACCAAAGAACGAUAUUUUCCAAUGUCUUACAUACCCACCAGCUCGUGGACUGCUGGCGUAUAUUGCAUCCCCAAGACAGGGACUACUCAUAUUACUCUCAGACAGCCAAAAGCUACUCCAGAUUACAUAUGUUCCUAAUUAGCCAUAGACACCUCCCCCUAUUACACGGAGCAUCCAUAGGUAACAUCACGUGGUCGGACCAUGCCCCAAUAUCCCUGACGGUCACCCUCCAGAAAGAGCCCAAGCCCACUACACACUGGCAACUUAACGAAACCCUCCUGGAUGACCCCAGAGUACUUGACAACCUGCGACAGACUGUAGAUAACUAUUUUAUAGACAACUGGAACACUGAGGUAUCAGACCCUUGGCUUUGGGAAGCCCAUAUAGGAGUUAUCAGAGGUAACCUCAUUAAAUGGGGUUCUAGAAUCAAAAAAGAACGAACUCACAAAAUGGAUUCUCUCAUAGCAGACAUUCACUCAGCUGAGGCCACACACAAACAAGAUCCCACAAAUGAAAACUUUUAAAAACUAACAGCCCUACGAAUAGAAUUAAGAUCACUGCUAACCGCAAAGGUAUAUAGAUCAGUUCAACUGACAAGAGGCACUUUUAAUGCCCAUGGCAACAAAAGUGGAAAACUAUUGGCCAGGGCCCUGAAAGCCAAACAGCAGAGAUCAUUCAUAGAUAAAAUAACAGAUGAUACAGGUAGACAACAUAACACUACAGAAGAUAUAGCCAAGGCGUUCAACGCUUUCUACACAAACCUAUAUAACCUAACCCCCCCAAAUGUACAGACCCACAACCUGAGGGAAUAUAUUUCGACAAACCUCCCACGCAAGAUCCCAGACGACCAAACACACACACUGGACGAACCGUUUACACAUACGGAACUGCUCUCCACAAUUAAGGCACUGCCGAAAGGUAAAAGCCCUGGCCCAGAUGGACUGACCGCGAGAUACUACCAAACACUCACACAAGAACUGUCCCCUCACUUUCUGAAAACAUUAAAUGGCCUAACCCAUGAAACUCCUCUCCCACCUCCAAUGCUACGGGCAUCUAUCACUAUCAUCCCUAAGCCAGGCAAAGACCCCACAAAGUGUGGUAGCUAUAGACCCACUAAUAAAUCUAAAACUAAUGGCGAAAAUGAUUGCCAAUAGGCUCAAACCUCUUUUACCAAACCUAAUCCACCCUGAUCAGGCGGGCUUUGUACCUGGCCGUGGGGCUAGAGAUAAUAGCACGAAAAUUCUAAACGUCAUUCAUGGAGCAACGGUGACUAAAACACCAACUCUACUGAUGGCUAUUGACGCUGAAAAAGCCUUCGACAGGGUGGACUGGUCCUACUUAUUUACGGUUCUAGAGGUCUUGGGUACAGGCCCAAGAUUGAGGAACUGGAUACAAACUGUGACAGUACCCCCAGGCAUAAAAGGGUUAAACCGCCGUUCAGUAGAUCUUCCCCUUCCAGAGAUGCAGGCACAGCUAUUGUAAAACACCAAACUCACGAACCACCAAUAAGUGAAUGUUCCAAACUCCCAAACGGCAUCCAAUAUAGCACUCCAAACACACAAACUGGAACCAUACGAAUAGCUGCUAGCAGACGAAUAGGAAAAGCAUCCAAGCGGCUUACACUCCUAUCAAUCAAUCUCUAUCAGCAUUCAGUAAAUCCCCCCAAAGACGAGACAAGGCUCCGUGUUGAGGGUCAAGCAGUGGUCUGUUUAAUGAGGGCUACCUGCCCAGUAUUUAUGCUGGUCUCCCACCUGGUGGACACUCCCCUAGGAGACCAAAUGGGAGACUGUGACAAAGGACAGACAUGAACCAAUGGUAAACAGACAUGAACCACAGAGGUAAAACCCCCCCCACAAUGCAUCCUAACUUCCCUCCCUCUGUCCUGGAGAUAAUUGGGAAGUAAUCCAAUUAUCUCCCAGCACAGAUGCAAAACUCCAUUAACCACAUGGCAGUAAAAGACAGUAAAAGACAUAAAAAUUUAUAAAGUUACAACUGUUGCACAAAACAUAUAUAUUCUACCUAUCCCCAGAUAGCUUAAAUCUGAGCGCACAAAAGUACCGAAUAGCGCUCAGAUCCUAUGCACACAGUCCAAUCGCCGUGGAGUUAAAGUGUUCACAAAGUCUGUUCUCCAUCCGAAUAGACUCCACGGGAUGGCUAUCUGGGGUAAUGCAGUUCAUACGGUUUAUACUACCGAAUGAACAGGCAUCCGGUCAAAUAAGCCUUUUCUGCAGGGAAACAAAGUCUUUUAACAUGGGGCCAUAGUCCAAAGGCAGCAGGCGAGCAACCUGGCUUCUCCAAUGCAAUGUGGCGAGAUUGGUCUCGUCACACAAACUCUCUAUAGGGGACCCUCGGCCAGCAUCAGAGUAAACGGCCACUUAUCGGCACCGUUUCCAAUAAGCAGCAACGGCACUCGCCAAGGCUGUCCCCUCUCACCCCUGUUAUUUGUAUUGGCCAUGGAGCCUUUCCUGAACGCAAUCAGGUCUCACACUAAAAUACAGGGAUAUUGACAUCAUGGAGGAGAGGUGAAGGUAUCCGCAUUUGCGGACGAUGUCCUAUUCACGCUCACAGACCCAACUAAAACACCGAGAUUCACACCUUUGGAUCCCUCUCGAACUUUAGGAUUAAUGCAGACAAACGCAAAAUAUUAGGGAUUUCGGUACCCCCGACCCUGCAAACACUAAUUCAACAAAGACAUACUUUCCCCUGGACUCGGACAGGACUGACAUAUUUGAGGAUAUGACUCACCACGUCACCCAAAAGCUUAUACAAACUAAACUACCCACCCCAUAGACAAUAUUAAAUGAGACCUCCAAAAGUGGGAUCUACCUAAUUUCUCCCUAAUAGGACGGAUCAGCAUUCUGAAAAUGAGGAUUCUACCGAAAAUACUAUACCUCUUCCAGGCCCUACCUAUCCCUCUCCCAGGGACAUUCUUCAGACAGAUGUGGACAAUUUUCACCAAAUACAUCUGGGACAACAAACCAGCAAGGAUAGUGCUCACCACACUAACCUCCACCACAGGCAGGGGGGACUAGGGCUGCCCCAUCUAUACAAAUACUAUGUGGCAGUAUUGCUCACUCGAUUAAAGGAAUGGACAGAUACCAAAAGGAAUAAAUCGUGGUAUACACUAGAACAGAGCUUUACAUCAGUCCCCCUACACACUCUGCCAUGGCAAACAUGCCAACUCCCAAAGCUCACUUCGACACGGCACCCACUCAUACACAACGUCCUCACAAUAUGGAGAAUCUUAUAUAUCUAUAAAGACCUAUUGGGACUGUCACCGGGACUUUCGAGAUUCUUCCCUAUAGCAGACAAUCCUGACCUUCAGGGGGAGUGCGGAGGACCACUCCUUACCCGCCUCAUGGGAUCAUCCACCCUAGACAUAACCGAAAUGAUCGUGGGAGACCCACCCACAGGCAUGACACGCUCAUUGAGGUGAUAGGUAGAACACAACUUAAGGCCUUUUUAAAAAGAACUGUCAUUCCUCUCUGGAAACAGAGAGCAGACACACCCUUUGAACACCUUUGUGGCCCAGAGGGCGACCCUAGACGCCCCUUGUCUAAAAUUUACCGCAUCCUCCAGGGAUCCGUUGAGGAAAAUAAACCACUGUCAUUCCAACAGAACUGGAUGAAAGACCUCCGAAUACAUAUAUCUGACAAAGACUGGUCAGGGAUCAUGGAAACGGGAAUCAAAACCCUGACCAAUGUAGCACACAGGGAGACCUUCUAUAAAAGAGUCACCAUUAUUAAAGGAGUUGGGGUUGAUAUGUUAUGUUAAAAUGUGACAAUGACCUUAAAAUAUUUUAAGUAUUAUGUAUACAUAUUUAAAGCUGGAAUAAUUUUCCCAAAUAAUGGUGUCCGAGUAUUUGUGGGGGAGGGGAGAGAGGGAGGUUUGUUACGCAUUUGCAAAAAAGGCGACUAUGCAUAUGUCAUGACGGGGUUGGUCGAACAAAUCCUAAACCAUUACGACAAUAAAAACACAUUGUAUUAAUAUAAAACGCAUUGUAAUAAUAUAAAACACAUUGUAUUAAUAUAAUACACAUUGUAUUAAUAUAAAACGCAUUGUAUUAAUAUAAUACAUAUUGUAUUAAUAUAAAACACAUUGUAUUAAUAUAAUACACAUUGUAAUAAUAUAAAACGCAUUGUAUUAAUAUAAAACUCAUUGUUUUAAUAUAAUACACAUUGUAUUCAUGUUUUGUUUACCUCCCAGGAACGGCUCUGUGAUAGUCACCUUGUUAAUUGACUUUGCCAAUGGCACACAAGUCCCUACGUCCGAAGAGCUGGUCACGGCACUUGUUGAGGCUUUAAAGAGUAAUAGCUCUAUGCUAGCACAGUUUCUGUUUGAUAUAUCUAGCAUUGAAUCUAAUGGUAAGUAAACAAAUUCCGUUAGAAAACAUAGCUGGAAAACAGAUACUUUGCACAGGCUGGAUUUGUUACAUGUUUAUUUAGUUCUUUAUAAUGUAUGAAAGGAAGUUUGGUCUGUGACGUGGUUUUCAGUGAUUAUGACUGAAUGGUACAUUUUUGCAAACCUAUAACACAUAUGAAAUAAGUUACAAACCUUUAGCUGAAAUAUAUUACUGAUCAUUGCAAUAUAUUAUAUCCGGUCCAGCGUUAGUAAUCUCUAUUCUAAUCUCAUAGGGUUUAGAAUAUACCAAACUACAUCCAAACCAGCAACCACCUCACCAUCUAAAUCCGAUAUUAUUCCAACUACCAGCUCCCCGUCUGAAACCACCACUAAGCCAAUUACUAACUCCUCAUCUGCCACAAGCACUGUGCCAACUAUCAUCUCUACUAUGGCAGCUUCUGCCUCAAUAAAUAAUACCAGCACUGUGUCAACUACCAGCUACUUAUCUGAAACAAGCACUGUGCCUAAUACGAGCUCACUGUCACAAACCAGCACUGUGCCAUCUAACAGCUCCUUAUCUGAAACCAGCACUAUGCCAACUACCAGCUCACUGUCAGAAACCAGCACUGUGUCAACUACCAGCUCACUGUCAGAAACCAGCACUAUGCCAACUACCAGCUCACUGUCAGAAACCAACACUGUGCCAAUUAGCAGCUCACUGUCAGAAACCAGCACUAUGCCAACUACCAGCUUACUGUCAGAAACCAUAAUUGUGCCAACUGCCAGAUCCUUAUCUGAAACCAGCACUGUGCCUAAUACCAGCUCACUGUCACAAACCAGCACUGUGCCAUCUAACAGCUCGUUAUCUGAAACCAGCACUAGGCCAACUACCAGCUCCUUAUCUGAAACCAGCACUAUGCCAACUACCAGCUCACUGUCAGAAACCAGCACUGUGCCAACUACCAGCUCACUGUCAGAAACCAGCACUAUGCCAACUAGCAGCUCUCUGUCAGAAACCAACACUGUGCCAAUUACCAGCUCACUGUCAGAAACCAUUAUUGUGCCAACUAUCAGCUCCUUAUCUGAAACCAGCCCUAUGCCAACUACUAGCUCCAUAUCAGAAGCCAUCACUAUGCCAACUACCCGCUCCUUAUCUGAAACCAGCACUGUGCCACCUACCAGCUCCUUAUCUGAAACAAGCAAAGUUCUAACUACCAGCUCCUUAUCUGAAACCAGCACUGUGCCAACUACCAGCUUCUCAUCUAAAGGCAGCAUUGUGCCAACUACCAGCUCCUCAUAUAAAACCAGCACUGUGCCAACUACCAGCUCCUUAUCUGAAAGCAGCACUGUGCCAUCUACCAGUUCCUCGUCUAAAACCAGCACUGUGCCAUCUACCAGCUCCUCGUCUAAAACCAGCACUGUGCCAACUACCAGCUCCUUAUCUGAAACCAGCACUAGGCCAACUACCAGCUCCUUAUCUGAAACCAGCACUAGGCCAAUGACCAGCUCCUUAUCUGAAACCAGCACUGUGCCAUCUACCAUCUCCUCAUCUGAAACCAGCACUAGGCCAACUACCAGCUUCUUAUCUGAAACCAGCACUGUCCCAACUACCAGAUCCUUAUCUGAAACCAGCACAAGGCAAACUACAAGCUCCUUAUCUGAAACCGGCACUGUACCAACUACCAGCUCCUUAUCUGAAACCAGCACUGUCCCAACUACCAGCUCCUUAUCUGAAACCAGCACUAUGCCAACUACCAGCUCCUUAUCUGAAACCAGCACUAGGCCAGCUACCAGCUACUUAUCUGAAACAAGCACUGUGCCUAAUACCAGAUCCUCAUCUAAAGCCAGCACUGUGCCAACUACCAACUCCCCUUCUAAAACCAGCACUGUGCCAACUACCAGCUCCUUAUCUGAAACCAGCACUGUGCCAACGUCCAGCUCCUCAUCGAAACCCAGCACUGUGCCAACUACUAGCUCCUUAUCUGAAACCAGCACAAGGUCAACUACAAGCUCCUUAUCUGAAACCGGCACUGUGCCAACUACCAUCUCCUCAUCUGAAACCAGCACUAGGCCAACUACCAGCUCCUUAUCUGAAACCAGCACUGUGCCAAGAACCAGCUUCUUAUCUGAAACCAGCACUGUCCCAACUACCAUCUCCUUAUCUGAAACCAGCACUAUGCCAACUACCAGCUCCUUAUCUGAAACCAGCACUGUGCCAUCUACCAGCUCCUUAUCUGAAACAAGCAAAGUUCUAACUACCAGCUCCUUAUCUGAAACCAGCACUGUGCCAACUACCAGCUUCUCAUCUCAAGGCAGCACUGUGCCAACUACCAGCUCCUCAUCUAAAACCAGCACUGUGCCAACUACCAGCUCCUUAUCUGAAACCAGCACUAGGCCAACUACCAGCUCCUUAUCUGAAACCAGCACUGUGCCAUCUACCAUCUCCUCAUCUGAAACCAGCACUAGGCCAACUACCAGCUUCUUAUCUGAAACCAGCACUGUCCCAACUACCAGCUCCUUAUCUGAAACCAGCACAAGGCAAACUACAAGCUCCUUAUCUGAAACCGGCACUGUGCCAACUACCAGCUCCUUAUCUGAAACCAGCACUGUCCCAACUACCAGCUCCUUAUCUGAAACCAGCACUGUGCCAACUACCAGCUCCUUAUCUGAAACCAGCACUAGGCCAACUACCAGCUACUUAUCUGAAACAAGCACUGUGCCUAAUACCAGAUCCUCAUCUAAAGCCAGCACUGUGCCAACUACCAACUCCCCUUCUAAAGCCAGCACUGUGCCAACUACCAGCUCCUUAUCUGAAACCAGCACUGUGCCAAUGUCCAGCUCCUCAUCGAAACCCAGCACUGUGCCAACUACUAGCUCCUUAUCUGAAACCAGCACAAGGUCAACUACAAGCUCCUUAUCUGAAACCAGCACUGUGCCAACUACCAGCUCCUUAUCUGAAACCAGCACUGUGCCAACUACCAGCUUCUUAUCUGAAACCAGCAACGUGCCAACUACCAGCUCCGUAUCAGAAACCAGCACUGUGCUAACCAUCAGCUCCUUAUCUGAAACCAGCACUGUGCCAUCUACCAGCUCCUUAUCUGAAACCAGCAACAUGCCAACUACCAGCUCACUGUCAGAAACCAGCACUGUGCCUAAUACAAGCUCACUGUCACAAACCAGCACUGUGCCAACUACCAGCUUCUCAUCUAAAGGCAGCACUGUGCCAACUACCAGCUCCUUAUCUGAAACCAGCACUAGGCCAACUACCAGCUCCUUAUCUGAAACCAGCACUAGGCCAACGACCAGCUCCUUAUCUGAAACCAGCACUAGGCCAACGACCAGCUCCUUAUCUGAAACCAGCACUGUGCCAUCUACCAGCUCCUUAUCUGAAACCAGCACUAGGCCAACGACCAGCUCCUUAUCUGAAACCAGCACUGGGCCAUCUACCAUCUCCUCAUCUGAAACCAGCACUGUGCCAUCUACCAUCUCCUCAUCUGAAACCAACACUAGGCCAACUACCAGCUUCUCAUCUGAAACCAGCACUGUGCCAACUACCAGCUCCUUAUCUGAAACCAGCACAAGGCCAACUACAAGCUCCUUAUCUGAAACCGGCACUGUGCCAACUACCAGCUCCUUAUCUGAAACCAGCACUGUCCCAACUACCAGCUCCUUAUCUGAAACCAGCACUAGGCCAACUACCAGCUACUUAUCUGAAACAAGCACUGUGCCUAAUACCAGCUCACUGUCCCAAACCAGCACUGUGCCAACUACCAGCUUCUUAUCUGAAACCAGCACUGUCCCAACUACCAGCUCCUUAUCUGAAACCAGCACAAGGCCAACUACAAGCUCCUUAUCUGAAACCAGCACUGUGCCAACUACCAGCUCCUUAUCUGAAACCAGCACUAUGCCAACUACCAGCUCCUUAUCUGAAACCAGCACUGUGCCAUCUACCAGCUCCAUCUGAAACCAGCAAAGUAACUACCAGCUCCUUAUCUGAAACCAGCACUGUGCCAACUACCAGCUCUCAUCUCAUGUGCCAACUACCAGCUCCUCAUCUAAAACCAGCACUGUGCCAACUACCAGCUCCUUAUCUGAAACCAGCACUAGGCCAACUUCCAGCUCCUCAUCUAAACCCAGCACUGUGCCAACUACUAGCUCCUUAUAUGAAACUAGCACUAUGCCAACUACCAGCUCCUUAUCUGAACCCAGCACUGUGCCAACUACCAGCUCCUCAUCUAAAACCAGCACUGUGCCAACUACCAGCUCCUUAUCUGAAACCAGCACUCUGCCAUCUACCAGCUCCUUAUCUGAACCCAGCACUGUGCCAACUACCAGCUCCUUAUUUGAAACCAGCACUGUGCCAUCUACCAGCUCCUUAUCUGAAACCAGCACUGUGCCAACUACCAGCUCCCCUUCUAAAAACAGCACUGUGCCAACUACCAGCUCCUUAUCUGAAACCAGCACUGUGCCAACUUCCAGCUCCUCAUCUAAACCCAGCACUGUGCCAACUACUAGCUCCUUAUCUGAAACCAGCACAAGGCCAACUACAAGCUCCUUAUCUGAAACCAGCACUGUGCCAACUACCAGCUCCUUAUCUGAAACCAGCACUGUCCCAACUACCAGCUCCUUAUCUGAAACCAGCACAAGGCCAACUACCAGCUCCUUAUCUGAAACCAGCACUGUCCCAACUACCAGCUCCUUAUCUGAAACCAGCACUAGGCCAACUACCAGCUCCUUAUCUGAAACCAGCACUAGGCCAACUACCAGCUCCUUAUCGGAAACAAGCACUGUGCCGAAUACCAGCUCACUGUCCCAAACCAGCACUGUGCCAACUACCAGCUCCUCAUCUAAAGCCAGCACUGUGACAACUACCAGCUCCUCAUCUAAAACCAGCACUGUGCCAACUACCAGCUCCUUAUCUGAAACCAGCACUGUGCCAUCUACCAGCUCCUUAUCUGAACCCAGCACUGUGCCAACUACCAGCUCCUUAUCUGAACCCAGCACUGUGCCAACUACCAGCUCCUUAUCUGAAACCAGCACUGUGCCAACUACCAGCUCUUUAUCUGAACCCAACUCUAUGCCAAUUGUGAGUAUGAUAUUAAUAGUACAUAUGGUUCUGUUUUUGCUUUCAGCCAUCAUUUCUUCUCUUACUUUUUCACCAUUUUCUCAUCCUAAGCAAUCACCAACAUCUUCACCUGAAAUAAGUACAACAUUAUCCUCUACUUUAUCAGCCAGCACGUCUUCCCCCAGAACGCACCCUUUACAACUGAAAAUACUGAACUUAAAUUACACAGAGGGCCUUCAAAAUCCUUCUUCAGUAGAAUACAGAGUGCUGGUAUCUAGGAUUGAAACACUGGUGAGUAACAGACUUGGAUACAGUAUCAGUUGUUUCAAAUUUCAGUUUGAUAUACAGGGCCGAAAUUAUAAUCCAAAAUGCCUUCAAUCGAUAAUGUCUGACUUUCAAUCAGUAUUGUGGAACAGUCAUCAAAGUGAUCACAAUCUGUAUUUUACAAACCUCUGUAGUAGCACUGUCAAAGUCCGUAAAACCGCGCCGGACUCGUUAUUUAGCUUUUAAUAUUAUAAUGCCACGCUCCAAGACCACAAUGUAAUGAGAUAAAUAAAUGAGAGAUGUGAAUUCCAUUACAUGUCGCACAUUAUAGACAUCCAGGUGCAUUGGUUCAAGGCAUGCCUACUAAUCCAGGAUUUAGGGAUUACCCAGUUGUUUAUAAGGUGUUUUUAUUAGAAAAUAAAAAUUACCUUGACAGAACUGUGUAAUCCCUGAACCCUGGACUGGUUGGCAUGCCUUGAGGACUGUUUUGGAUACCACCACAUUAAAGGGUUGCUCCAACGUUUUUUAAAUACAUGUAAUUUUUACUUUCCAGUUAAACCUCCACACACACAUACACAGACCCUGGAAAACCCUGUAGUCUAAGAAUAAACUUUCUGGAAUCUAGCCCCGGAACUGGCCAAAUUGAUGUUAGUACCACUAAUCGUGGUCCCAGUGAAGGAAAACAAUUGUGACCUUAAUUAUCUACCAGCUAUUGGCAAUGAAAACAGCUUGUGGCAGAUGUUUAUAGACAAUGUUGGACACAAGCGCUUCUCUUUAAUCGUUCGAGUUACGUGUCACAGACCCACCUGCUGCAGGACUGUGAGGGACCUUGAGUCCAUGAGGACCUUCUUUAACCAAUCUUUGAGUGGUAAAAAUACUGUGAAAAAUGCUCCAACAGUGGUAUCGUGAUUCAGCAUCCAGUAACAGGUCGAUAAUUUUUGGAUAAGAGAUUGUGGUUUCUCUAAUAAUGCAGCAUGGUAAUGGAGGCCAAUUAGAUCAUUUUAGGGACAAUAAAAAUGCUUUUAUCUUACGUUGUCCCUUCACAAUAUAUUCAAACCAUUAAUAGAAUGUACCGAAGACAUUGCGUGAACUUGUGUUUUUACCUAAUUUCACAGAUCCAGGAUUUCUUUAAUAGAAUGUACUCAGUGGAAAGGGUCACGGUCACGGAACUGAAGUAAGUCAUGGGUUUUUGGUUGGGUUGAUUCUGGAAGAAAUUACCAAUAUUGUAUAAUGAUUAAUAUGCGUAGCAACGUUAAAAACACACUCGUUCCGUAUAUUCAUCAGCAGAGCGUGUCAGCAGAGCAAACCGCACAAAUCACAAUGCCUUUUGUUAUUCAAUAAAUAGUGGUGUGGUUUUACAAACUCAAAAAAUCCUUUCAUUGCAUGAAUACAAUACCUAGUGAUAUAAAGUCUGACUGGGCAAGUGCCGCUAGUGAAAUUAAUCCUUUUAGUGCCAAAUAACAUUAUGCUCUGUUCUCCCCUAUGACCCGGAAAGUGAAAUUAACAUAAAUUCUGUAAUAAGAGAGCCUUGGGGAUUAUAAUAAGAGUCUCUGCUUUCUCCAGGCCAUGAGCUGCAGGUUAGGAAGUAAUACUUACAUAGUGCCCUAGAAGCUCCCGCCUACUGGUCCACAAGAUGUUAUUAUCCUAAAACCCUCUUCUGACCAUCCCUAAGACAGGUGAUGGAAUGCUGUGUAGCUGACCAAGCCUCCGAUGAGUGUGAGUAAAGGAACAGAAAUCGGGCUCAGGAGGUAUGCCUGUAUGACGCAGUGCCUCUACCUACAGGGGUCAACCUAGAAUAAUAGGUUGUGAUAUCCUACAAGAUUUUAAUACAGAAAAUGUAAUAACUGCACAUGUAAAUCUUCAGAUAUCAUGGUGCAUUAUGAUAACCUAUACCUAUUUCCUAGUUAACCCUUAAUGAGCUCAUGAAAUAAUGACAGCUAAUGUUAUAACAAUCUUGGAGGUAGCACUACCCAGUGUAGUGCCCUGUAUUUUAGAGAUUUUAGCUGAGUAGAUGAUAUCCCCUUUGCCGCUUGAGAAGGAAGCUAGAGAGGGUUGCUUGAGUACGAUGCUCAGAAACAUAGAAUUACACGGUUUAACCCCUUAAGGACACAUGACAUGUGUGACAUGUCAUGAUUCCCUUUUAUUCCAGACGUUUGCUCCUUAAAGGGUUAAACUCUCUCUCUCUCUCUCUCUCUCCAGGGCUAAUGAACAUGUCUCACUCUGCAGACAGUCACUCUUUGAUAGAGUGUCAAAGCACUCUGUUACUUCCUUGUGUAAUCCUGAGUCACUUGUUACUAAAUCCUGUAGCAAUAAGCUCACACUUUGUUCUCUCUGUAAUGCAGACGUGUGUUCAGUCAGUGUGUUUGUGCAAACUGCUCAGACAGAAAGAAACUGAUGGAAUCUUGUUGAUUCUUUCAUAUUCACGCACUCUGCAGCCAUUAAAUGAUUGGUCUAGUUUUCCUCUUGCUGAACACUGGGUGCGCUCAGAUGCCAUACAUUCUAAUGCGGGCCUUGGGCACGUCGCCUGUGACACUCACAUUUACUUCCAUGACGGCCACCUCUGACAGCCAAUCGAUGCUGACCACUGCACAUUGGAGCCUUUUAUGGCUCCAUCUUCUCCACCCCUGAUUCAUAUUGUGACCAUGUGUGCGACGUUGCUCUGAAUUUAUUCACGCACGUUCUGACAUGACCACUAUUGGUCAAUCAGAGCCUUUCUCAGACUAUUUAAACUCAAAUGAGCAAUUUCUCAGUACCUUGCUAUGGUUCCCUUAUUGGUUAUCCAAGUUUGCAAUAUUUAUAUUUAUUCUAUGGUAUUUGACCAUGGCUUCCAUAUUCCUUGAUCUUUGGCUUGUUUUACCGUUUACGUACUCUGUCUCCCUGACCUUGGCUCGCUAUUCAAUUUAUUAAAGUCAAACUGUUUUAGGAUUUCUGGUUAUACUUUAUUUAGUUCUGUGUGUUGGGUAUUAGUUAAUCCUAACUAUGGAGUAAUAUGGCGGACACAUACCAUGUAGCAAUGUAUGAACUGUCUCUGUAUUCAGUCUGAAUAACUUCUUUCUGGAAACAGACACAUUCUUCUCCCGUCUCCAGGUCUGAGCCAACUUGUUCUGUUUAGUACCAUUUUCUCCUUCCCCUUCCAAGAUCACAUUAUCUCCCCUAACCUGGAAUAACAUAUAAGGCCAUGAUAAGGUCCCAGAAGAUGGCCAGACCAUCAAAUUUUACAGGGACCUAAAAGGACCUGAGAAACUGGGCCUCUUCUGAGCACUAUUUAAUUAUUAACCUCCACCGUGCUGCACAUGGGUGGGAGCAGGGCCGUCUUUAACGCGGGGCAAAUGGGGCAGCUGCCCCGGGCCCAGUUGCUCCUGAGGGGCCCAGAGCAGCUGCCUCGUGGGCCCCGCGAUUCGAGCAGCCCCCAUGGACCUGGCGGGGCGGCUGCACAGAGCCACACCAGCCGCACACUAAGGAGGCCCCUGGGUGACCCAUGCACUAAGGGCCACCCGGUGGUCAUGUGUCAGCAGGGGCCCGGUCGGUCGCUGUGACACUUAAACAGCGCGACCGGGCCCCUACCUGUUCGGCAGCCGGCUGGGAGGAAGUGAGUGCCGCGCGUCACUUCCUCCUACCGGAGAUCACAACCGCACGGGAGGAGAAAGGCAGGGAGGAGGGGAGUUCCAGAGGAGAACUCCCAUCUGCCUCAGCCUGCCACUGGACCAGGGAAACCACCCUCCAGAAAAAGGUAAGAACCUGGAGGGUGGCUAAAUGUAUGUCAGUAGGUCUGUGUGUGUGUGUCUGUGUGUGUGUGUGUGUAUCAGUAUGUCUGUGUGUCACUAAGUCUGUGUGUGUGUCUAUGUCUGUCUGUGUGUGUGUGUAUGUCAGUAUGUCUGUGUGUCACUAAGUCUGUGUGUGUGUCUAUGUCUGUCUGUGUGUGUGUGUCAAUAGGUCUGUCAGUGUAUGCGUCUGUGUGUGUCAGUAUAUUUGUCAGUUUAUGUGUCUGUGUAUUCAUGAAUGUGUGUCUGUGUGUGUGUCAGUAUGUCUGAAUGUGUGUCAAUAUGUCUGCAGGUAUAUAUUUGUGUGUCGGUGUAUGUGUAUGUCAGUAUGUAUCUGAGAAUGUUUUAAUAUGUCUGUCUGUGUGCGUAUGUGUCAGUAUGUCUGUCAGUGUGAUUGCGGGUUGGGUGUAAUUAGGGGGAUGGGGGGGAAGAGCAGGGCCCAGGGGGCCCAAGAAAAUGCGUUGCCCAGGGUCCUAAUCAUAUUAUAGACGGCCCUGGGUGGGAGACCGCUCUCUUGUAUUUUUGAGGGGGGGGGCAUAGAGGUCUCACAGACCAUAACAUUCCUUUAUUCACUUUUUUUCACGAUUUGUAACUGCACAAGGUCAUGGUGUGUCACUGUUUGCAGCUAUAAUCUAAGGUUUGCACACUUUAUUUCUCUAAAAUUGCGCUCUCUGAACGCGUACGCUAGUGGAAAGAGAUCCCCCGACCGAGCUCUGUUACAAAGUCAGUCUGCCACUUGUGAUAGGAAAUAUAACAUAACAAGUGAUUUUAGAAGCGAUGCAGAUAAUUACAUCAAUUACAGAGUUAUUCACUAAAGUGAGAAGUGAAUUCAAAUGUAGGUCCCAAAUAGUCAUACUGGAAUCGUAGCUGAUUGGAAGAAUGUUUCUAGAUGAGCUAUUUUAUACUUAAAGGAACCUAUAGGGCCAGAAACUCAAACAUGUAUUUCUGACCCUAUAGUGUAAAAACACCCUCUAGCCCCCAUCCACUUUACCCCUUCUCUAUAUAGUAAAAUCUUACCUUUAUUCCAGUCCGCUGGUGCUGGUCCCGCCCCUGAUCCACCUCAUUAGCUGAGAUCAUCAGAAGUGAUAAUCUCAGCCAAUCAUAAGGUUUUCCCCUAGGUAUUGCCAAUUUUGAGAUUGUCAAUUUUGAUUAUCUCAGCCAAGGAGGCAGACCAUGGGCAGAGCCAAAUGAUGGUCUGGCCAAUCAGCAUCUCAUCCUAGAGCUCAAAUUAAAUUACAUUUUAAAUUGACUUUAAAUUCAGCUUGAAGUUUCACUUUAGUGAAUAAUCCUGUUAUUAGUGAAUUAAUAUGUUUGUAACACCUUGUCUCCUCUCUCAGGGAGGGCUCUGUGAUUGUCACCUUGUUGUUAACCUUUGCUAAUGGCACCAAAGUCCCUACGUCUGAAGAGAUUGUCAUGGCGAUUUAUGAAGCUGUGAAAAAUACUAACUCGAUGCUAGCAGAGUUUCUCCUGGAUGUGUACAGCAUUGAAUCUAACGGUACGUAGAUCACCUCAUACUAUAACCGAGAAAACAAACAGAGACGUAAAAUAGAAAUGUUUUAUUGCAUUUCGAUCUAUCGUCUGUAAAGGGAAGCCGGUUCUUGUAGGUAUUUGAUGUAUUCAGAUAAUAAUUAUAACUAGGUUCUGCAUUUCUACAAUUAAUAAGAUAAGAGAUAUUAUGUAACACAUUUAAAAAAAAAAAUGAUUGAAAUAUCAUGGAAUUGUAUGAUACCUAAAUCAGCAUUAAUUAUCUCUGAUUUUAUUUUCCCAGGUAUAAAAAUAUACCCAGUUACAAUCAAACCCACUAUUAGCUCCCCACUUUAUACCAGCACUGUGCCAACUACCAGCUCCUUAUCUAAAACAAGCACUGUGCCAUCUACCAGCUCCUUAUCUGAAACCAGCACUGUGCCAACUACCAGCUCCUUAUCUAACACAAGCACUGUGCCAUCUACCAGCUCCUUAUCUGAAACCAGCACUGUGCCAACUACCAGCUCCUUAUCUGAAACAAGCACUGUGCCAACUACCAGCUCACCAUCUGAAACAAGCACUGUGCCAACUACCAGCUUACUGUCUGAAACCAGCACUAUGCCAUCUACCAGCUCCUUAUCUGAAACCAGCACUAUGCCAACUACCAGCUCCUUAUCUGAAACCAGCACUGUGCCAACUACCAGCUCCUUAUCUGAAACCAGCACUAUGCCAACUACCAGCUCCUUAUCUGAAAUGAGCACUGUGCCAACUACCAGCUCCUUAUCUAAAACAAGCACUGUGCCAUCUACCAGCUCUUUAUCUGAAACCAGCACUGUGCCAACUACCAGCUCCUUAUCUGAAACAAGCACUGUGCCAACUAUCAGCUCACCAUCUGAAACAAGCACUGUGCCAACUACCAGCUUACCGUCUGAAACCAGCACUAUGGCAUCUACCAGCUCCUUAUCUGAAACCAGCACUAUGCCAUCUACCAGCUCCUUAUCUGAAACCAGCACUGUGCCUACUACUAGCUCCUUAUCUAAAACAAGCACUGUGCCAUCUACCAGCUCGUUAUCUAAAACAAGCACUGUGCCAUCUACCAGCUCCUUAUCUGAAACCAGCACUGUGCCAACUACCAGCUCAUCAUCUGAAACCAGCACUGUGCCAACUACCAACACCUUAUCUGAAACAAGCACUGUGCCAACUACCAGCUCCUUAUCUGAAACAAGCACUGUGCCAACUACCAGCUCACCAUCUGAAACAAGCACUGUGCCAACUACCAGCUUACCGCCUGAAACCAGCACUAUGCCAUCUACCAGCUCCUUAUCUGAAACCAGCACUAUGCCAACUACCAGCUCAUUAUCUGAAACCAGCACUGUGCCAACUACCAGCUCCUCAUCUGAAACCAGCACUGUGCCAACUACCAGCUCUUUAUCUGAAACCAGCACUGUGCCAACUACAAGCUCCUUAUCAGAAACUAGCACUAUGCCAACUACCAGCUCCUUAUCUGAAACCAGCACAAGGCCAACUACAAGCUCCUUAUCUGAAACAAGCACUUUGCCAACUACCAGCUCCUUAUCUGAAAUGAGCACUGUGUCAAUUACCAGCACCUUAUCUGAAACCAGCACUAUGCCAACUACCAGCUCCUUAUCUGAAACCAGCACUGUGCCAACUACCAGCUCUUUAUCUAAAACCAGCACUGUGCCAACUACCAGCUCCUUAUCUAAAACCAGCACUAUGCUAACUACCAGCUCCUUAUCUGAAACCAGCACUGUGCCAACUGCCAGCUCCCUAUCUGAAAACAGCACUGUGCCAACACUCAACUCCUUAUUUGAAACCAGCACUAUGCUAAGUACAAGCUCCUUAUCUGAAACCAGUACCGUGCCUACUACCAGCCCCUUAUCUAAAACCAGCACUGUGCCAACUACCAACUUACCGUCUGAAACCAGCACUGUGCCAACUACCAGCUCACUGUCUGAAACCAGCACUGUGCCAACUAUCAGCUCUUUAUUUGAAACCAGAACCAUACCAGCUAUCAGCUCCCUAUCUGAAACCAGCACUAUACCAACUACCAGCUCACCAUUGGAAACCAGCACCAUGCCAAAUACACCUGGAGCAAGCUCUGUAUCCACUGUGAGUUCUACACCUCAAACCAACCCAGUGUCCACUGUGAUUUCUACACAUGAAAUCAGCUCCAAAUCCCCUGUGGGUUCUACACCUGGAACCUCUGUAUUGACUGUGGGUUUUACAUCUGCAGCCAGCUCUAUAUCCACUGUAGGUUUUACACCUGGAACCAGCUCUAUAUCCACUUUAGGUUCUACACCUGGAACCAGCUCUAAAUCAACUGUAGGAUCUCCAUUAGAAACUAGUUAUAUGUCCAAUAUGGGUUCUCUUCCUGAAACCAGCUCUAUAUCCACUGUAGGUUCUACACCUGGAACCUCAAUAUUCACAAAGGAUUUUACAUCUGCAACCAGCUCUGUAUCCACUGCGGGUUCUACACCUAGAACCAGCUCUAUACCCACUGCGGGUUCCACACCUGGAACCAGUUCUAUAUACACUGUGGUUUCUCCAUCUGAAACUAGUUCUAUAUCCAGUAUAGGUUCUCUUCCUGGAACCAGUUCUGUAUCCACUUUGGGUUCUACACCUGGAACCUCGGUGUCUACUGUGGAUUCCACAUCUGGAACCAGCUCUAAAUCCACAGUCAAUUCUUCAUCUGAAACUAGCUCUAUGUCCACUAUAGGUUCUCUUCCUAGAACCAGCUCUGUAUCAACUGUGGUUUCUACACCCAGAACUAGUUCUAUAUCCACUGUGAGUUCUACACUUCAAACAAGUUCAGUGUCCAUUGUGGGUUCUACUCCUGGAACCAGCUCUGUAUCAACUUUGGGUACAACAUCCGGAAACAUCUCUAUAUCCAUUUUGAGUUCUACAUCUGGAACAAUCUCUUCUUCAUCUGCAGGAUUCCAGCCUGUAGUUAUAACAAGCCUCCCAACAGCCAAUAGACCUUCUUCCACCCCAACAUCAGGAACAAUCCAACCUACAAGCACAGCGGCCACCAUUACAUCUGCAGAUACAACUUCCACCACUAAAAAAGACUCUCAAAACAUUUUUACUUCCUUUGUAACAGCAAGUACAUUAGACUCAUCCGCCAUCACUCUGCUCCCAACAAGGCUUUUAUUCAUCAGAAUUACAAACAGGACUUACACAAGUGAUCUCAGUAUCACCUCCUCUAGUACAUAUCGUUUGCUCAAAGCAGAGCUAGAGGACACGGUGAGUAAUAAGUGUCCUUUUGGUGGGAGCCACUGGUAUAAAGUGAGGAAACAUUAUAGUUUAUUAAUGUGGCAUUUAUCCAGGCAGUGUUAUUGUUGUCACAGUAACCGUGGAUUCUGGACACAGAGAGUCAAUGUAUAUAGAUAAAUUCUCAGGAUUAAUUUUCUCACCUUAAGGAAAAAGACAAAUGUUCGAUGAUGAUCGAUGUUUAGAUGUGAAAGAGUUCACUAUUCAUUAUAUUCCAGUAAGCAGAUAAACCCAGAAGGAAUGCCCGAGUAAAGGAAAUGGGUGUGAUGUAAUGUACAUACAGAAAUUAGGUGGUUUUUUUUUUGUCUUAAUAGUAAUCUCUACACAGCUGAAAACCUGAUAUUAAGAUACAGGCUAAAGUAACUGAUGGAAAACAAUUCUCCAACUCAGCUAUUUCAGCCUACAUUUGCAAUUCUCCACAGUUCACUAUUUAAUGAAUAAAAGCUAUAGACUGAAAUAUCCAAGUUGGAUCAGUGUUCAUUUUGGCGGAAAAUUUUAAUUUAGUUUUAGUCAUAGUCUGACUGAAAAGCCAAUUUAGUUUUAGUUGUAUUUUAGUCAUCUGAAUUGUUUUAGUUUUAGUCGACUAAAUCUCCAGUAGAUUUUAGUUGACUAAAUCUCUUGCGGAUUUUAGUCAUCACGACUAUAAUCUAAUGGGUUUAAAUAAACCUCUAUCUGUCUCUUUUCCCCCUCCAUAGCCCCUCAGUGCAGUGUUAAUUUAGUUUUAGUCAUAGUCUGACUGAAAAGCCAAUUUAGUUUUAGUUGUAUUUUAGUCAUCUGAAUUGUUUUAGUUUUAGUCGACUAAAUCUCCAGUAGAUUUUAGUUGACUAAAUCUCUUGCGGAUUUUAGUCAUCACGACUAUAAUCUAAUGGGUUUAAAUAAACCUCUAUCUGUCUCUUUUCCCCCUCCAUAGCCCCUCAGUGCAGUGUUAAUUUAGUUUUAGUCAUAGUCUUUAGACUUAAAUGCCAUAUUAGUUUUAGUCAUAUUUUAGUCAUCUAAAGUGUUUUAGUUUUAGUCUAGGUUAAGUUGACUAAAUCUCAAAGAUUUUAGUCAACUAAACUUUAACUAAAAUUGUUAGUCGACAAAAUUAACACAGAGUUGGCUGAAUAUAACUGACCUGCGAACUUAGAAAAUGACAGUCGGUGCUCCGUUCCUGACUGUCCCGUGUGUAGUUUCCCCAUGACAAAACAAAAGAUUGGGCACAGAAAUCAGGAAUGCAGCAUGACACCUGUCUUCCCAAACAAAAAAACAUAAUGUGUGAAUAUGUCUAAUAUUAUUUAUUAUUUUAUUGAUAAAAUAUUUUACCAGGAAAGAUACAUUAAGAUUUCUCUCGUUUUCAAGUAUGUCCUGGGUCCACAAAUCAUUGCAUUGUUACAGCAGGGUACAAUAAAAUACAAAACCAAUAUUAAUACACAAUAAAUAUAAUGCGUGUUCGUAAUAAUGAGUGAAUGUGGCUAAUGAUGUGUGUUCAUAAUAAUGUGUGUGUCUAAUGAUGUGUGAGUGUGUCUAAUGAUGUGUGAAUGUGUCUAAUGAUGAUCAAGCAUGUGCUGCCCUGAUUGGAGACGUUUUCUGGUGUCCCCACUCACCAAAUGCAGGGCACCGGGGGACAAAAACAAAUUCCAGAUGGUCCUGUGGGUUCUGGCACAGUUGGGAGGUUUGGGAAUCUCAACCUAUUGUCCUGGGAAAACAAUUUCUCUAUGAAUGAAUAAAAUAAAUAGUUACACAUUUACCUGAAGUGAAACGGAAAUUAAUUGAAAGGCAAAAUCAUUAAAACAAGCAAUAACACAAGCAUGACAUGUUCCGAUUUUACUCUGAACCUAUAGAAAGUGCGGGGAUCUUCUUUCCCCAUCGUGCCACCACCAUCUCAUUGUAGACUAAUGUGUGAUCUUUUCCAACAGACUUUUCAAUUCAUAAACCAGAGUUUUAAUCUGAAACAAGUGGAGGUGCUAGAAUUCGGGUGAGUUAUUGUUAAGACCAUGUCAUCUGGUAAACUGUGCAGCCAUGUCUGGGUUUCAGUACAAUCCCGCAUUGUAACUGAUGUGAUAACAUGUACAGGAUUUGUUAAAGAAAUCACCAUCCAGAAUUCAAGAACUGUUUCUUUGACAGUAAUGCCGCAAACUUCGGAAACUUGAGAAUCUUCCUAAAUUCACAAUUUAAAUAACAUUAAAUUGGGUAAAAAUUGAUUGUUGGAUUUUCAGUUAUAUCACAGGCUGAAAGUUGGGUAGAGUUUCAUGAGAGGAGGUGUUUGGACAACAAUGCAGACAUUACCUAACCUGUCUGUCAUGUCCACAGGAAUGGAUCAGUCACAGUGGAGCUUCGUUUAACCUUUGCUGAUAGUGACAGUGUCCCCGCAGACCCAACAUUAAUCAGGUCUCUCUUUGACCAAGUGCGAGCUGGGAAUACAACAUUUGGGAAUCUGCAGAUCGACUUCCUUAGCAUUCGAUUUAAUGGUGAGUACAGAGAAAAUCAAAGGCCACAAGCAAUCACCAUGAAUUCAUAUAGCCUCCAAACAGGGAUCAGCAUGAUGAGGAAAUAGCAUCCUGUAGCAUCCUUUUUUUCACGCACAGCGUAGCGUAAGGUGGAAUUAUACAGCACUCUAUACAACAAGAUAUUUUAUGGAGUUAUUUUUAUAACAUGUUUAUGUGUCUCUUGGUCUGAACUAUUUUAGAGAUUUGCUUACAUAAUAAAACACAAAAUAAUGAAUUCUUUAGGCCAUAACUCGUUUUACAUCAGAUUUGUGUAGGUUCUCCGGGCUGUAGGAUGGGCAGAUGUACUAUUUUACUAUUUUUGUUUCUGAAUCUAUUAGGGAAGAUUAGGGAAAACCAGCUGAGAUGAAUGUAUCACUCAUUUGCAGGGUCUUCUGAAAAAUAUUUUGCAUUUACUUUCCAUUUUCACUCAAGAUGUUAAAGGGUUUAUCUAUCCCUAGGUAUCUUGCAGCCAUUGGAGCAAUCACCAUGGAUACCAACAUGAUGCUUCUCUGAUUGCUCAGUGUUUUGCACAUUGUUCCAGCCUUGCUGUUUAUACAUAUAUCAAUGACUGUUUGUCAGUUUAUUUUAUCACAUUUUAUGAUAAUAUUGCAUUGGUUAUUUUGACAUGAUUUGUUUAAAACUAGUUAAUAUUAAAGCAGUAAAGGCUGCUGGUAACACCAAGCUGUGCUAA